GCGAAGGAGGGGUGCGCGGAGACUGAUAAGAUGCAAAUAUUGUCUCCUUCUGCUACCCUCGAUGUUUUUGGUUUCCCAAAGAGCUAUUCACGUAGAUAAACACUCAGUCCAGCCCAUCUACUUUAGCGUCGGUGUGAAAGAAGUGCUAAUCAUCCCUGACUAAAACCACUCGUCCCCCCUCUCUCCCAGACAUGGAAGAAGCCGCGGAAUCCCGGGCGGGAGUAGUCAGGCGGUGACGCAGUGACGGCCAUCUUAUUCCUGUGUGUCUGCCCGUUGUUUGUCUGUUGUAGCUGGGCCGCGAGGACGUUUCCCCUCCCGCCGCCUGCCAGGCUGUGCGAGCGCCCUCCUCCUCGCCGAGUGACCCGAUAGACCGACGCUGAGUCCCCGAGCCGCACCUCGUUCCUUGUCCCAGCGCGGCCCCGGUUCGGACUAUGGGUGGGUCGGGGUGUAGCAGGGUGCGCAGCCCUCUGAGCAGUGCCGCUCUCAUGCAGCGGGGUCCGUUGGGGGCCCUGCUCAUUUCUUGACAUGGAUCCCCCCGGAGCUCUCACCCUCAGCACCGCCAGCCUCCUCCCCCAGCAGAGACCGACAGCCCGCUCAGACACACGGCGCCCAGACAUGACAGGCGGCCGGCGCGGAUAGGACACCAGAGACACCCCACCUAGCCCAGCCGUGCCCCCUCUCCCUCACACAGCCACCGGCCCAGGACACCCAGCAGGCGCCACCCGGCCCCCUCCGGCCGGCCUACAUUUAUUAGUCUGUCGCCCACUAUCGCGACAUGGCCAUGACCCCUCACCGCUGACCAUGCCCUCAGAUUAGGGAGGUCGAACAGUAGGCUGACUGACUGACUGAGGCCUAGCGAGCACUCACUGAGCCCCCUCCCCCUUGCUUCUUGCCUAGGGCAACAUGGCGUCCCUCCCCAGGGGCUGCCACUGGCACUCUCACAUGGGCCUCUCUGUCCUCAUCCCUGGUAUGGCGAGGCAACUUUACUUGUGCUGUGAACAACCCUCUCCCACGUAUUACACAGGAAAAUAAUAUAUAUUUUUUUUAUUUUAUUUUUUGCACACAAAAAAAAAACCUGUAGAAAAGGGGGAAAGUCUUGCCUAGAGUAAAUUUGGCAUCCUUUAAAUAUAAUAUAUAAUGCAGCCUUGGGUCUGGCUUAUCUUCUGGUUUUAUUUUUUUCUUUCUAUGAGCUGGGAGGUUUAAAUAAAAUGCCAUCAGAGGAUGGCUUUUGAUUUUAUGGUACAGGCUAAUAACAGGGAACGGCUUUAUUUUUCCAUCAUUGUGCCCCUGGCAUUUUAAGAUGUGUUUCAAUUUCUUUUUGUAGUUUUUUGUUUUUUUUCAAAUUAAAAAUGCCUCUUUACUUUUCAUCAGACAGAGCUAUGGUUGUGCAGCCCUAUGUGUUUGUUAAUCCUGGUAAUAACACAGGCUUGUCACACAUUGCCUAACUAGCGCUUUGGGUUUCGUUGACCUGUUAAUUCACUUAAAGGGGGUCAGAUGGCUUGUAUUUGUUAAACUGGUGUCUAAAGCAACGCAAAAAUACCCAGAAUUAGUGACAGGCUACUUAGGCCUUCGCACCAGCUGUGUUGCAAAAUGGGGGACCCAAACUCUCGCAAGAAACAGGCUCUGAACAGACUGCGUUCUCAGUUACGAAAGAAGAAAGAAUCUCUAGCUGACCAGUUUGACUUCAAGAUGUAUAUCGCCUUUGUUUUCAAAGACAAGGUAAUGUAUGAAUAUCCAAAAUCUUGAUUCAGCAGCAAAAGCAUUUUUGUUUUGCUAUAUUUCUAAUGUAUUGACUGUGCAGACUACUGCAUUUCUAAAAAGUAAAGAAAUGUGAAGUUACUUCUUGAAUUUGCUUAUUGUGACACCUGUUUACACACAUAUUUAUCCCACCCACCCCACAAAGUAUUCUUGGCAAACUGGUUUUAACUCUUCUGUAAACUUCUAAGAAAAACUUUUUAACAAACGCUUUCAAUGUUAAGGAUUAGAGGAAUUUUUGCAGGUUGCUGUAUGUCAUGCUAAAGGUUUGGAGAUCAGUUUCACAAUGAUUAACCAUAACACUGGUUUUAAACGGAUAAAAAAAAAAAAAUCAUUUACAGACUCUGUAACAGUGCCAUAAACCAUCUUAUUGCAUUGGUUAAUCAGUUUUGAACUCUGCUCUUCAAUGUCAGAAUCAGGUUUGAGUGUUUUUAUGUAGACUGCUUUUUUUUUUCAAAGGAAAACCUCAUGCACUGUGAUUAUGGUGCCAGGAGUGUCUCCAUUGUUUUUUUUUUAAAGCAGUCUGUUCUCAGCCUUUGAGCUGGUACUGCAUGACUUAAUUCUGAAGAGCUAACAGAAGCUGCUAGUAGUAUCUUCUCACUCUUGGUUGCUGGGAGCGGUGCCCAUUGGACCUCAGGUCAGAACUCAAAUUGUCAGUUUUUUCUUGAAAAGCAAGAUAUAAAAUGGGUACCUUAAACACACAUGGUUCUGGUGCUGUCCCUUGCUACUGUGCCUCAAUAUGUUUGACGUUGAUGAUCCACAGUCUAGGUUACUCCAAUGACCACUUCUGCUUUUUGAAGUGUUAAUGUAGGAAGGAAUCUCUAUGAGAAGCCUGUGGACCUCCCUGUGGCUUUGACCACCACUACAAUCAAGUUAACUUUUUUUUUUUUUGCAAAUAUUUAAGAGUAUCUUUCAAUAGAAAGGACCAACAAAAUAAGCAGCAGUGCAUGCAGGAUCCGUAAAGUAACAUUACAUUUACUUAAAAUUAGUGAAACUUACAUGGCACCGUUUACUCGUGAUAUAACAAUAGCCGAGUUCUGUUCAAAGUAAUGGGCAUAGAUUUGUCAUUGGAACAUGGUAAGUAUAAAAGCAUCAAGAAAUUGGUCUUUAUAUAAAUGCUUCCCAACUAGGAGGGUGUGGUUUUUUUUUUUUAAGGGACACUACUAGUCCCUCGAACACCGCUUUCAUAUAGUUGUUCUAGUGAGUAUAGUCAGUCCCUGCAGUCUUUUCUAAUGUGAACGCUGCCUUAUUAGAGAAAAGGCAGGGUUUACAUUACAGCUUACAAACUCCUCUAGUGGGCACUCAGAUGGCUAAUAGAGGUACUUCCUGGGUCAGUGCUGCACUGACAUUCAGCUUGAUGGUGAGCUUUCCAGAUGCUGACUGGCCAGGGUCGAUAUCUGCCAAUCCAAUGCUUUCCUAUGGAGGCGAGGCCAGCCGCUGCAAUGACUUUGUAAGUAAAGCUACCUUUUUACUCCAGGGGUUCUCAACUCAGUCCUCGGGACCCCCUACCAGUCCAGGAUUUGGGGAUUACCUGGGUGUGUCUAAGGUGUUUUGAAAAAGGGGAGAAAAAAAACACCUUUGACUCUAAGGUGUCUUUUUUUUCUUUUUCUAAACACCUUAGACACACCCAGGUAAUCCCUGGACUGGUAGGGGGUCCUGAGGACUAACGUUGAGAACCCCUGCUUUAACCCCUUAAGGACACAUGGCAUGUGUGACAUCUUCCCUUUUAUUCCAGAAGUUUGGUCCUUAAGGGGUUAAACGGGCUCUAUAUGCACCCAGACCAACUAAUUUUAUUGAAGUGGUCUGGGUGCAAUGUCCCUGUCCCUUUAACUCUGCAGUGUUCAUUAUUGCAGUUUCUGAUAAACUGCAAUGAUAACAUUGUAGCGUUAAGACUACCCCUAGUGGCUGUCAGACGGCCAUUAGGGGCACUUCCUGCUUGCUUUGCGACUUUGGUUGUCUGACACUGGAUGUCCUCAUGCUCUGCGUACGUAGAAUCCCCAUAUGAAUGUAUUGCGGAGAAUUGGUUUGGACCUUAACUCCUCUGUGGGGUUACAGAAGAGAGAUAGGUGUAAGCACUUAAGGAGCCCUGAUGCUGGAAAAAGUGAGUGAAUCUUGAUAACAUUUUAAUGCAUGGGGCACCUGAAAAAGAGUAGUGACAAGGACACUACCGUUGGAAAUACAGCUUUGUACAAUAGUAUUCCUGUAAGGUUUAAUUGCUGAAAUUUAAGAGGCUCUUUACCUCUCAAACUUCACAAUUACACCCUUCUUGAGUCGUCUGCUAUCUUUUGUUUUGCUAUGUCAUGCUCUGCAAAGCAGACUUUUUUUUUUUUUUAAAUCAUUUUCUUUGUUAAUUAUACUUUCUAAUAUUGGGAGGAUGCAAAUUGGGUGGACACGCAUGACUGGUGUUGCCAGUGAUGUCACUGUCUAUUCUGCCCUCUGAGGUACUAAAGGGGAAAGUCUGGCCAGUCCCCAACCUGCACGACCAUAGAGCUCUGUUGAAGCUCUCGACAUGGUCCUGGUGCUUGUGCACAGUUAGAGUGCAUCUAAUGAAACUAAAUUGGGUUUGUGGGACAGGACUCAAAAAUAUGGGGGAAGGAGUGCUGGCUGUGUUAAUCUUCCUGUAUAGAAAGCGGUAAUCUAGCAAGCUCACAUUAGAAAACAAUUAUUUCUGGCAGGGGAAAUUGAUCAUUUUGGGGGAUUUAUAUUUUCCUCUGUGACUUUAGUUUUGUGUAUGUACAAUGACUAAGGGGUUUUUAUUUUGCAAUUCCAUCUUAUUUUCACAGUUACUGUUUUAUGUUUUGGCAUAAAUGCAUUUAAAUUCUCAGAUAUGUAUAUAUACUUACCAACUUUUAGUAGAAGUUAUAUCUAACUGGUUUACCUAUGCUAAAUUUACAUUUCUCUAGAAGAAAAAGUCAGCUCUGUUUGAAGUAGCUGACGUGAUACCGGUUAUGACCAAUAAUUAUGAAGAAAACAUUCUGAAAGGUGUGCGGGAUUCCAGCUAUUCAUUGGAAAGUUCCCUUGAGCUUCUGCAGAAGGACAUAGUACAGCUUCAUGCACCGCGCUACCAGUCCAUGCGCAGGGUAAGAACAAUUCAAAAAUCGUGCUUGCAGCAGCAUUUAGGAUGAACUGUCAAAUUACUGUUGCACUGCUAUACAGGAUGCAUUACAAAAAUAAUUACAUUGUGUAUAUAAUCCCCCUCAUCCAAAAACUCUCUACAAUGUGUAUAUGUGGAGAUGUGUCUAAGGGAAAACUACAAGCUCCAUAACUACUGCAGGGCACUCUAGUUACUUCCCUUUAAGGAACACUCAAGGCACUUUAUCUUGCUCAUUUAAUUCUAGUGCUAUUUGAAAUUGGUACUCUUGUAAAUCAUUACACACACACACCUGACAGCCAGGAAGGUGAACAGAAGUGAUUUUGUGCUUUGCUAGAACACGCCUGCCUUUCCCCCCCAUGUCCACAGACUGCCUCACUAGCUCAAUUCGAAGUCUUUAAUCCUCUUGACCAUGUGUUCCCCGCAUUACCUACUGUUUAUACUUUUACAUUUCCUGCGAUUUUGCUAUUCACGCUAUCCCUGCUGGCAAAGAAAAUACUGUAUUUAAAACCACUUGAGAGAUACAUUAUAAUCAGAGGGUUAAAAAGUAAUUCCACUCUAAACACCACAGAGACGCAACCAGACACAAAGCCUUUUUUACAUUACAUGGGAACAAAAGCGGCAGACUCUUAGCCGCAAUGCUGAGGAAACAGAGACAACACACAUACAUCGACAAGAUUAGAGACAAACAGGGGACCUUACACCGACUCCCGACAGAUAUCAUGAAAACAAUACGUACAUACUACACAGAACUAUACGCACUCCCUCAACCAAAAACUGAUACGGCGACAACGCGCCUCAGGGCCACUAUUCGCGACUACCUGACGAAAUAUCAGACACCGUCACUAGACCCAGAAACAGCAGAACUAAUAGACGAACCAAUCACAAUAGAAGAAUUAGCACUAGCGAUUAAGCUAACCAAACCAGGCAAAAGCCCAGGACCAGACGGUCUGCCGAUCAAAUACUACAAAACAUAUGCCGAAGACUUAUACCCACCCAUGGUAGAGGCGUUCAACGCGAUACGAGAAGGGAAUCACAUCCCCAGACAAGCCCUAACAGCCCACAUCACUAUUAUCCCCAAGGACGGCAAAGAUAGGGAACAAUGCGGAAACUACAGACCGAUAUCACUAAUAAAUUGCGACAUUAAACUACUGGCCAAAAUCCUUGCAACUCGACUUACAAAACAUAUCCCUUCACUGGUCCACCCAGACCAGGUAGGGUUCGUGACAGGUAGAGAAGCCCGAGACAAUACCAUCAGAGCGCUCACUCUCAUGCACGGGAAAGAGAGUAUGAAAACGGGUCUUCUUCUGCUGUCAACGGACGCAGAGAAGGCCUUCGACAGAGUAAACUGGACAUACCUCUUCGAAACACUGGCCCAUGUAGGAUUAGGACCGCACAUGAGACAAUGGAUAGAGGCACUAUAUCGAGAACCAACAGCCCAAGUGCUGGUAAAUGGGGCACUGACAGACGCCUUCCAAAUACACAAUGGCACGAGGCAGGGAUGCCCCCUCUCGCCACUACUGUUCGUCCUUGCCCUCGAACCAUUCCUUACACACAUUCGAAACAACACAGACAUAACUGGCUUAACGACAGACACCACACAUCACAAAGUGGCCGCCUAUGCGGACGAUUUACUCUUCAUCAUAACCAACCCUGAAAUCUCCCUCCCAAACAUCCAGAAAGACCUACAGAUAUAUGGAGAAAUAUCCAACCUGAAGAUCAAUAACAGUAAAUCGUUCAUUCUUAAUAUUAGCAUCCCUACCACACGGGUAAACUCCCUUCGACAUAGCUUCCCCUUCCAGUGGGCCGAGCACAAGAUCCGAUACUUGGGAGUCUGGUUGACUAGGCAGAGUGGGGACAUGCUUAAGGAAAACUUUACAAACACACUACAGACAUUUCAAAAAGACAUGCGGGAAUGGGCACAUCCUCACAUCUCCUGGCUGGGGAGGGUACAAGUAAUAAAAAUGAACUUCUUACCACGCCUCCUCUAUCUCCUCCAAGCCAUCCCCAUUGAGCUCCCGAGCCCCUUUUUUAAAACCCUUAGAACAGAGAUGAUAAAAUACGUAUGGAAUGGGGGGAAACCAAGGGUGAAAUUCACUAUCCUGGCGCGACCUAAAGAUAAAGGAGGCUUAGCCCUCCCAGACUUCCACCUAUACUAUGUGGCCACACACCUACAGAGAGUUGUAGAGUGGACAAAAGACAGGGUACACAAACUGUGGAAGACGGUGGAGGAGACGGAGGCGGGUAGACCAAUCUCGGGACUGCCAUGGGACCGAAACGCGACGAACUGGGACGAAAUGUCCAUCUACACCAAACACACCCUAAAAAUAUGGAGAAGAGUAGCGGUGAAGGGAAACAUAUCGCCAUACCCCUCUCCCCUCCUUCCAUUGACGUUUAACAAAGACUUCCCCCCGGGGCUAGACCCGAGGGCCUUUAGAGGCAUCCUUCCAGACACACACCCAUGCUUACAUCACGUCAUGCAAGACGGGAAAUGCAAAAAGCUUCCGGACAUGAUGGGAGACGUACCCCCGACUUUCAUGCACAACUUUCGAUAUUCCCAACUAACCAACUACAUCCACACCCUACCACAGGGCUCAGCACUCACUAGAGAACAUACCACAAUAGAGGUGAUAUGCAUGCACCCAGACCCGCUCCCACACGGAGUGUCCUUCCUAUACACCGUGUUGCAAACAGACAUCCCAACUGAGACACCUGUAUUUAUGGGGAAAUGGGAGAAAGCCCUGGGACACACAUUGACAGGCACAGAAUGGGAAUCCAUCUGCUACCUCACACACCACUGCUCCACACACAGUAAAACACAAGAGACAGCCUACAAAUUACUAACCCACUGGUACAGGACACCACACCUCCUACAUCAGAUAAACCCAGAUCAAUCUGGCCUAUGCUGGAGAUGUCAACGAGAAGAGGGAGACAUGAAACACAUCUGGUGGGACUGCACAAAAAUUAAACCAUACUGGCAAAACAUACACAGAAUGCUCGAGAAAUUCACGGACGAACCACCCCCCUUGGAACCAGCAGCAAUGCUCCUACACCACACUCCUACACCACACUCUAAGUACAAACGAUCCAUGACCAUCCGAAUACUCAAUAUAGCCAAACGGGUAAUUCCUCAAUACUGGAAACAGAACAUAACACCUCCACUUAAGACUUGGUUCAGCCAAAUGGAGGAACUCAGAAUAACAGAAGAACUGACCAUGACGACUAACGUGACCACAAAGACCUACACGGACAUUUGGACAUAUUGGAUCCUAGAGACAGCGAAGGAAGGCUUCCAAAUGGAACUCGGAACAGACGUACGCCAAACCACGGAGAGUUAGGCUUAGAACACCCACUAGACGACAGACGACGGAGACAACGACUACAGACACCCCCCUCCUCACCCUAACCCCGACCUUUCCCACCCCCUCUCUCCUAAAGACCCACACAGGACGAUACCCCAAUCAAAGCAGAAAUUAUUUCAUAUAGAGGAGACACUAGGGCCCUGAACGGAAAACCCAUACGGGUUCACACACAACUCAUAAACUCCAAGAGACACGACCCUAAUGAAACAUAGACCGAGCAGACGGGAUAACCACAACAUAGCCUGAGGGCAGCAAUGAACCACGUUCAAACCCCCCCGAAAUAUGAGUCAUAACCCUCUCAACACAGGUACAUUGUACCCUGGAUACAGGACACCAGGGACACUAAGGGGAGACUCACAUUAAUCUGCUACAGGCAUAGAGCCCAACACUAAAUUUAGGAACCUGAACGACACCUAACAAUAAAGGCUGCAUACGAGGUCUGCGAACCUCAACACAAACAUAAGGAGACCACCGGCUACUAUACAUGAAACGUAUAAACCAUGUAAACAAAACCCAAUUAGGAAAACAAAUGACAGAUGGUAAGAUGUAAUUGAAGGUGCUUGUGAACCUGGAAAAUAGGGACUUGCAAGUCCGUCAACAUUGUGGGCCUGCGAGCCCAAACAUACAUUGUUGUUUUCAAGGAAAAAUUAUGACUACUCACCUUAGAGACCUGCGAGUCUCCGAUCUCCGCAUAAGUAACAUGAGAAUAAAUAAAAAUUAUAUUCAUAAAAAAAAAAGUAAUUCCACUGUACAGACUUAAUAAAAAAAAAAAAACUUUCACUGUCUAUUCUGUGUGUGUAUCUAUCUAUAUCUCUUCAAUGAAAGAAUGCAUUCAAUUAUGUAUUUUAUUUUUUUCUCACUGCAUGUUAGUGGAGGUGUGUGUGUAUAUGUUACAAAGUGCAGAUGUCAAUAGACAUUGUAAGUUUUAUAAAUGAACCUUGUUGCAGUACUCUGGCUGUCAGACAAUCAGUCUUAUUACUUCCUGGUUUGGUUAGCUCAUUGGAGCUAAACUCAAAAGGCAGGCAAUUGCCUUGUAAAGACUUGUCAUUGAGCUGCAUUGGGAUAUCUGUUAUGUGCAGCUACAGUCCAUCUGGGCUAGGUGAUAAGUGAGUGCUUGCAAAGGCUGUAGACGGUACCUUUUGGCUGUUUUAGAUAUACCUCCAAUUGGGGAGAGAGUGUGUGGUGUUUUUUUUUCUUGCAGUGGAUUGUCUUUUUAAAGGGACACUAUAUAGUCACCAGAACAACUACAGCUUAUUGAAUUUGUUCUGGUGAGUAGAAUCAUUACCUUCAGGCUUUUUGCUGAAAAUGCAGUGUUUACAUUAUAGCCUAGUGUUAACUUCACUGGCCAUUCUUUAGAUGGCUGUUAGAAAUCCUGCAUGCAGACACUGAACUUUUCUCAUAUAGAUUCAUUGAUUCAAUUCAUCUCUAUAAGGAGAUGUUGAUUGGCCAGGGCUGUGUUUUGAGUUGUGCUGGCGCUGCCUCUCAGUCUCAGCCAGUCCUAUGGUGAAGCAUUGUGAUUGGAUCAGGCUACCACUUCUGCUGAUGCCAGCAGGUAAUGGGCAGGUCUAAAGGAAACGGGGACAAAGCCAGCAGCUUCAGGUUUGAAUGCAAGUAAGAUUUUUACUAUAUUUAGGGAGACAUGAGGGGGGCUAGGUGGUGGUUUUAAUCCUAUAGGGUCAGGAAUACAUGUUUGUGUUCCUGACCCUAUUGUGCUCCUUUAAGGUAUCUGAAAUGACAUAAAAUAAACCGACAUACAUUGUUGCAAAUAAAAAGGGAAAAGGGCUUUAAGUAAAACGGAAACAAUAGCAUUACAUGUAAAUCUGAACAAAUAGUGUUUUUCUAUAUAGUAUGUUUUUAAGAUGUAUUUCAGAAGUUAAUGAGUACUGCUUCUGUAUAAGCCUAAGCACAUACAGAAAGUAAACAUGGCUGUUUUUGCUCAAAAUAUAACUAACCUUUUCUUGUUUUUAGGAUGUAAUUGGAUGCACUCAGGAGAUGGACUUUAUUCUGUGGCCUAGGAAUGACAUUGAGAAGAUUGUCUGUCUUCUAUUCUCUAGGUGGAAGGGAUCUGAUGAGCCCUUUAGGCCUGUUCUGGUAAGUCUCUAGUUUUUUUUAGAAUGCUAGCUUUACCUUAAGGUGGAGUGUUUUGUUUUCCCCAUUUCACCCACGUUAGACUGUUUAUCUUCUAGUAGAGAGUAAGGUACAUAAAAGAUUCUUGUAGAUUUGUGAUCUGUAUAGGUUUUUUUUUUUUUGGCUUUUUUUAAAAAUCCACAAGAGUUGCAUAUUUAAAGAGAAAUUCAUUGUAAUGCAUAUACAUUUUUAAAAGUAUAGAUUUAAUAUAACUUGUAAAAAUAUUUUCUGUUUCUAAGCCUUACAAGCUAUCUUUCAUUAUCUACAGGAAAAAUAGUUUGUGCUUAAAUGGUCGAAAAAUGCAUAACUAAUAAACUUUUAGGUUUUGCAAAAAGUCAUCCUGCAGUCAUCUUCAUGCUGAGCGCAUAAUUUGGUUUAGUCAAAUUGGAAUCUACAUUGCAUUUAAAAAAAAAAAAUUAUAUAUACACUUUUUUUUUUUUUUUUAUGCAAUAUAAAUUCCAAUUUGACUAAAAUUAUGCACAGAGCUGAAUGCCUACCAUACUUGGUAUAAAUUUAGUAAGUGCACACAUUCAGUUUCAUCAGAACUACAUAUUACACACAAUGGCUUAAGGGGUGUGUGUGUGUGUGUGUGUGUGUAUAUGUAUAUAUAUUUUUUUUUUUUUUUUAAAUCACCUAUGCCAAAUAAGUGGAAGGACCAGGUAAACCAGUUAUAUAAGUCUUGUUUUAAUCUGUGUGAGCUGUAGCGAAACUCUGUUCCCACAUGAUGUGGAGAAGAUUGAAAGCAAAAAACAAGACUAAAGAUGAUUGCAGGAUAACUUUUUUGCAAAACCUAAAGUUAAUUAAAUAUUAACCUAAUGGUUAUGCAUUUUUCUGCAGAUAAUGAAAGGUAACUUGUAAGACUCAGAAAUUGAAAAUAUUUUUUCAAGUUGUACUAAAUGCAUACUUCUGAAAUACUAUAUGCAUUUUAUUACAAUGAAUUUCCCUUUAAAUAGGCAACUUUUUCUUGUGACUUAAUUAAUUAAAAGUGUGUGUGUAUAUUUAUUUUUUGUUUUGUGUGGGGUUUUUUAAUUACAUUUUUAGGUACACCACCCAGCAAGAGACUUAUAUUCUAUCAGGAAUAACUGUCAUGGUUGUUUACUAAAAUGUAAAUUGUCAAGAAUUUAAAACUUUUUGUAGUCCAAAAUGUGCCAACAUAAAUCUUUUGUGCUGGUUUUUAGCUUGACUGUAAAAGUGAAUUCUAAAAUGUACACCAAAGUAGCCACUUUAGUAAACAAUCCUGCCUCAAAGUGUUAAGUCAGGAAUUCACAGUAACCGUUUCUCAUUCUUUGAAUUUAGUGUGGGAAGAUAUGUAGAAAUAUGUGUAAAAUGUUCUGAUUGUAGUGAUUAAUAACUUUGCCAUUACAUUUCAGGCCAAGUUUGAAUUUAAUCAUGGUGAUUAUGAAAAACAUCUUAUGCACGCACUGAGCCGGAAGGACAAGACUGGAAUUGUUAUAAACAAUCCAAACCAGUCAGUGUUCCUCUUUAUUGAUAGACAGCAUUUGCAGGUAAUUUGAAAUCAUGUUAUCGACUCCUCUUCUUGGCUAUUCUGGUCCAGUAAUCUAGUUACAAUUGGCAUAAGAGUGACUUGUUAUGCAACAUGCAACACAAACACAGAAAGCUUCUGUUAAUCCAUUGCAUGCUAAUCGGAACUAUUUUCAUUUGUUUAUUUUUUUUAGACUCCUAAAAGCAAAACCACAAUAUUCAAGUUAUGCAGCAUCUGCCUGUACCUACCACAGGAACAGCUCACCCAUUGGGCGGUUGGCACCAUAGAGGAUCACCUCUGCCCUUAUAUGCCUGAGUAAGGCAUUGACCAGUCAAACAGGGAAGAUCAGAUGUUGGCAGAAAUUUUUUCUUCAAAUUCCAGAAGAAUAUGGACUUAUGCUCAGAACACUUGUACGUUGUGAACCUUCAUGCUGGAUAUUUGUUUUCCUUAUUUUGUAUCAGAACAUUUUUUUUGAGGCGCAGGAGUUCGGUUUUUUUUGUUUUUGUUUGUUUUGUUUUUUUUUUUGGUUCCCCCCCCUCUUCAUUUUUUUUUUUUCUCCUCCAUUCUUUUCUGUAUGGACAUUGUAAAGAGAAGAUGUUUGCAACAUCUUUGCUUUAGCCUCUUCAAAAAUGUGAAAUGAUGGGACACUGAAUCAAAUGUAUCAGGAAGCACAAGGUACUAUUUAUUUGGUGAUCUUCCCAUUUGCACUGGUCAUACCCCUAACAUUUUUUAGAGUGUUAGUCAACAGUAUUGAGGGCAGGGGGUAAAACAUGAAUGUAUCAGGUGUGAAAGCUUUCUUGCUCUACCAGAAAACAAAAGCACUAUAUGAAUCAUUUAAAUGAUGCAAAUGAUUUUGCUGCAGUAAAAUGAAGGUAGGAUUGGGACAGAUAUUUGAGAAGAAAUCCUGUUUGUUCAGCAUUUGCAUUCAUGUCAUAAUUCAUUUUGUAGGGCUGAGAGUGUAAUGGCAUCUUAUGGUUGUUACUUUUUUUUUUUUAUAUCUCUCCUCCCAUUUGCUGCGUACCUUUCAGUACAAAAUAAAUCUGCAAGUACAUUAAUGCUCAUAUGGCCUAGGAGUCUGCCUAGCUAAUAUUUUACAUACAAGUUAAAUACUUGGUCAAUGCAGAAACAAUGUUUCUAGAGGAAUCAAGACACACCUGGUGGUGAAUUGUGCAGAUAUUACUUGUUUAAAGAAAAAAGAGUAAUGUUUCUAAGAUAAGAAACCCAUGGUGGGUUUCUGAUAAGUUAUUAAGCAGUUGCAAACUGUAAAAGAAGGUUAAAGUGUGAAAAAGUUGGUUCAGAGAAUAUUUUUAUUUUGUGCAAUGAAAACAAGGUUGACUACUGUUUUUUGAGAAAGCUUUGCUGAAAAGCUUUCAGUACCUUUUUACGAUUACGUAUAUAGGCCUGCUCCCUUUGGCUAAUACUAGUGCUUACCUGGUUUAAAUUUGUAUCUAGCUUUUUUUUUUUUUAAUUUUUUUUUUUUUUAAUUGGAUUACAAUGGAAAUUAAAAUAAAUGAGGUGAAAACAAUUUUAUUUUGUUUUAAUCUUUUUGGUAUGCUUGCUGUGGAUAUGUACAGUUCACUCAAACCUAGGAGACGUGGCCCAUUUAAUCUACUCAUUAAGUCUAAAUUGGUGACGAUUACCUUGUGGACAUCCCAGUUAUUAUUGAAACACUUCAUAAAGUUAAUUUGCAACAGAACACACAUUUGCAUCCUGUGUUAAAAUUAGUUGACCUGUACGUUUAAUAAUUAAAC
Messenger RNA from Pelobates cultripes (western spadefoot toad), 13569 nucleotides. The record is from the annotation of a GenBank genome assembly. Lineage: Eukaryota; Metazoa; Chordata; Amphibia; Anura; Pelobatidae.